AUGGCUGAGGGCUUGAAAUUUUUGGCUAUGACGACAUUCCUCACAAGGACGAGAACGAUCUUCCGGCUAUCUGAGGUGAUAUCACGCUAUGUGGAGAAGACAGUAGACCAAAUCUGCUGUACAACAGCCCAAAGCUUCUCGACUGACUCGGCCGCCAAAGCGAAAUUCAUAGUCGUUCUCUCCAAUUCCGUUCGUAAAUUGGACACUCUCUUCAACAGCUUCGACGCCGACAGAAAACACCAGCCAGGGGUUAUCCGAAAACAGAGGGGAAAAAGUAUGUUGGGGCUUAUAAGGCAAAGAGCAGCCUGCAAAGGCAGUCUUGCUUCGAGUUUGGAACAAGGAAUUCGGUCGAUUGCGUUAAGGGCCUUUUCUUCCUCUGCCAAGGAGAUGACAGUGCGUGAUGCUUUAAAUUCAGCACUUGAUGAAGAAAUGUCCGCUGAUCCCAAAGUCUUUCUAAUGGGGGAAGAGGUCGGUGAGUAUCAGGGUGCUUACAAGAUCUCCAAAGGGCUGCUGAACAAAUAUGGUCCUGAGAGGGUCCGCGAUACACCUAUCACUGAGGCUGGAUUUGCUGGAAUUGGAGUUGGUGCUGCUUAUUAUGGAUUGAAACCUGUGGUAGAGUUUAUGACUUUUAACUUCUCCAUGCAGGCAAUUGAUCACAUCAUAAAUUCUGCUGCAAAAUCAAAUUACAUGUCUGCUGGUCAGAUAUCGGUACCUAUUGUUUUCAGAGGGCCAAAUGGUGCUGCUGCUGGUGUGGGUGCUCAACAUUCUCAGUGCUAUGCAGCAUGGUACGGCGCCAUUCCAGGAUUAAAAGUACUGGCCCCUUAUUCUUCAGAAGAUGCUCGUGGGCUUCUUAAAGCUGCUAUUAGGGAUCCAGACCCUGUUGUCUUCCUUGAAAAUGAAUUGCUAUAUGGUGAGUCUUUUCCGGUCUCGGCAGAAGUUCUUGAUUCUAGUUUCUGUCUACCUAUUGGGAAAGCUAAGAUAGAGCGUGAGGGAAAGGAUGUAACAAUAACUGCCUUCUCGAAGAUGGUCGGCUAUGCCCUUCAGGCUGCCGAUAUUCUCGCAAAAGAAGGGAUUAGCGCUGAGGUGAUAAAUCUUCGCUCCAUUCGCCCUCUUGACCGAGCUGCAAUAAAUGCAUCUCUUAGGAAAACAAAUAGGCUUGUGACUGUUGAAGAAGGAUUUCCUCAACACGGUGUUGGUGCUGAGAUCUGUGCAACUGUUGUGGAAGAUAGCUUUGAAUAUCUUGAUGCCCCUGUUGAGAGGAUUGCAGGGGCUGAUGUUCCCAUGCCUUAUGCUGCAAAUCUUGAAAGAUUGGCUGUUCCUCAGGUUGAAGAUAUUGUUCGUGCGGCAAAGAGGACCUGCUACAGGUCACGUUAA
Striga hermonthica is the source of this 1374-nucleotide messenger RNA. Lineage: Eukaryota; Viridiplantae; Streptophyta; Magnoliopsida; Lamiales; Orobanchaceae. The record is from the annotation of a GenBank genome assembly.